CCCGCCGGCGCUCUGUCCCGGCGCGCGCGGGCGCUAUGCGCAGGCUCAGCCCUUGCCUCAAGAUGGCGGCGGUGGCGGAUAAACAGAAGCACGAGCACGGGCGGGUGAAGAUCGGGCACUACAUCCUGGGCGACACGCUGGGCGUCGGCACCUUCGGCAAAGUCAAGGUUGGAAAACAUGAGCUAACUGGGCAUAAGGUUGCUGUGAAGAUCCUGAAUCGACAGAAGAUUCGCAGCCUUGAUGUUGUAGGCAAAAUCCGCAGGGAGAUCCAGAACCUCAAACUCUUCAGGCAUCCUCAUAUAAUUAAGCUGUACCAGGUCAUCAGUACACCUACUGACAUUUUCAUGGUGAUGGAAUAUGUUUCAGGAGGAGAACUGUUCGAUUAUAUCUGUAAAAAUGGAAGGCUUGAUGAGAAGGAAAGUAGACGUCUGUUUCAGCAAAUCCUUUCUGGUGUGGAUUACUGUCACAGGCACAUGGUAGUGCAUAGAGAUCUGAAGCCUGAAAAUGUGCUUCUUGAUGCACACAUGAAUGCUAAGAUAGCUGACUUUGGUCUAUCAAAUAUGAUGUCAGAUGGAGAAUUUUUAAGAACAAGCUGUGGUUCCCCUAACUAUGCUGCACCAGAAGUAAUUUCUGGAAGGUUAUAUGCAGGUCCAGAAGUAGAUAUUUGGAGCAGUGGGGUUAUUCUCUAUGCUUUGUUAUGUGGAACACUUCCAUUUGAUGAUGAUCAUGUGCCAACCCUUUUUAAGAAGAUAUGUGAUGGUAUCUUUUAUACCCCUCAGUACCUGAAUCCAUCUGUAAUUAGUCUUUUGAAGCACAUGCUGCAAGUGGAUCCAAUGAAAAGAGCAACAAUCAGAGACAUUAGGGAACAUGAAUGGUUUAAGCAGGAUCUUCCAAAAUACUUGUUUCCUGAAGAUCCAUCAUAUAGCUCUACCAUGAUUGAUGAUGAAGCCUUAAAAGAAGUGUGUGACAAGUUUGAGUGCACGGAAGAGGAAGUGCUAAGUUGUCUGUACAGCCGAAAUCAUCAGGAUCCUCUGGCUGUUGCUUAUCACCUCAUUAUAGAUAACAGAAGAAUAAUGAACGAGGCCAAAGAUUUCUACUUGGCCACAAGUCCACCAGAUUCGUUUCUGGAUGAUCACCACCUGUCUCGCCCUCACCCUGAACGAGUGCCAUUUUUAGUAGCUGAAGCACCACGCCCUCGCCACACCCUUGAUGAGCUGAAUCCGCAGAAGUCAAAGCACCAGGGUGUAAGGCGGGCUAAAUGGCACUUGGGGAUACGGAGUCAGAGUCGACCAAAUGAUAUCAUGGCUGAAGUUUGUAGAGCAAUUAAACAACUGGAUUAUGAAUGGAAGGUUGUAAAUCCAUACUAUCUGCGUGUUCGGAGGAAGAAUCCAGUAACAAGUGCAUAUUCCAAAAUGAGUCUCCAGUUGUACCAGGUGGACAGCAGAACAUACUUACUGGACUUCCGUAGUAUUGAUGAUGAAAUUGCUGAAGCGAAGUCUGGGACUGCAACUCCACAGAGAUCAGGUUCUGUGAGCAACUAUAAAUCUUGUCAAAAAGAUUCAGAUGCUGAUGCUCAAGGAAAAUCUGCGGAUACAUCCCUUACCUCAUCAGUCAACUCUUCGCUUGACUCUUCUACAGCUGACGUAACUCCAAGACCAGGGAGUCAUACAAUUGAGUUUUUUGAGAUGUGUGCAAAUCUUAUUAAAAUACUUGCACAGUAAUUUUGAAGAUGGGCUUAUUUCUUUUAGAGCAAUAAGCAUGCCUAAAUCAUAGGAAUCAUAGAUGCUUCCAAUUAUAAUCAAGUGAAAUUAACUAAGGCGCUGAAAAAGCUAGCCACAGAAUGCAACUUGCACGGGGAUAAAAAUUAUGGGCAGUUAACAUGUAUUAUUUUGAAGCUGGAGUGAAUUCUGAUUGCCUGCUGUCCAAUAGCAUAACACAGGUACAGGAAAUAAGAUGCCCUUUGGGUAGUGUUUGUAACAUUUUACCUGGAGUGCAAAAUAGGCUGCCUAUAACAUUUAAGCUAGAUGGACCUCCUUGUUUUUUUAUCUAGUUAUACAUAUAUCUGAUGCACUGUAAGUUAACAUACACGUCCUAGUUCAGUGAUCUUAGUAUGAUUUGUUGGUCACCCUCUACAGCUGUGACUGAUACAGAAGUAUCAGCAUCUCCUGACAGAUGUUAAUGUGUUAAAACUGCUAUGUUUCUCCCCCCUUAUUUGACAAAAAAUAAUAAAGAAUGUGAUGAUGUGUUACAAUGUACUACUUCUAACAAAAAGUGUUAUUAAAUGCAUGCAAAUCUGGCCAGUUGGAAAUGUUUAGGUGCUCUGUAAUUGAGGGUGAAAACUCU
This is a messenger RNA of Melospiza georgiana, 2343 nucleotides long. It is a transcript of the gene PRKAA1, whose product is annotated as protein kinase AMP-activated catalytic subunit alpha 1. Gene Ontology annotation, molecular function: ATP binding; AMP-activated protein kinase activity. The record is from RefSeq and is a predicted model, not a curated record. Gene Ontology annotation, cellular component: cytoplasm. Gene Ontology annotation, biological process: intracellular signal transduction; protein phosphorylation. Lineage: Eukaryota; Metazoa; Chordata; Aves; Passeriformes; Passerellidae. Bases 36 to 1721 code for a protein of 561 amino acids. The transcript is spliced from 9 exons.